Messenger RNA from Cynara cardunculus var. scolymus (artichoke), 882 nucleotides. RefSeq names its product tetraspanin-15-like. Gene Ontology annotation, biological process: auxin-activated signaling pathway. Lineage: Eukaryota; Viridiplantae; Streptophyta; Magnoliopsida; Asterales; Asteraceae. The transcript is spliced from 2 exons. The record is from RefSeq and is a predicted model, not a curated record. The coding region runs from base 1 to 882 and encodes 293 amino acids. Gene Ontology annotation, cellular component: plasma membrane; plasmodesma.
AUGGCUGAAAACGCAAAUCCAAUAGCGGAGACAACACAAGACGUAACUGUCGUUGCCGAAAACCGUACAACUCCAAAUCCUGCCGCCAACAAGAAACACGAUCCAAAACCCUCCUCUGUAAAACGAAUCAUGUUUCCAUUAACCACAAUUUCGUUCCUCCUUUCUUUUCCAAUCCUCUUUUGUAUCGUAUGGUUGUUAUACGUGAAACAGUGUAACUGCGAACACCUGUUGCCAUUGUCAAAGCUGCAACACGGGGUUGUUUUCGCAUUAAUUCUCUUGUUCGUCGUUAGCAACAGUGUCGUGUUCUUGAGAUCGCGCUUUUUGAUGUUGGGAUUGAUCGUGGUCAUGGUGCCACUGAUUGUGAUUCUGACAAUAGGGUUGGCGCUUGUAGGAUCGUACACGAUAGAAAGCAGAAUGAUCCCUGGUUCACCAUCAUGGCUCAAAAUGAUGGUGAACGAUGACAAUAAUUGGUACAAUAUCGAGACUUGUAUAUACAAUACGAGAACAUGUCAGGACUUGGCCGUACAAUCAAUCAUGAUCAAGUCUUACGAUUUUUCAAUGACUAAACUCUCUCCAAUCGAGUCGGGAUGUUGCAUACCACCCACAAUUUGUGACAUGGAGUAUUUGAAUGCGACAUAUUGGAUAAAGAAAACCGAAGUUUACGAUGAUCUGGACGGCCCAUACGAUAUCGACUGCGAUUUGUGGCAAAACAACGUUACCAAGCUCUGUUACGACUGCUACGCAUGCAGAAAAGGAUUUAUCAACACUUUGCGGCAAAAAUGGUAUAAGCUUGGAGUCUUUCUCGUCGUAGUGACAAUCUUGCUUAUUGUUUCCCAUCUCUUGUUAUUUGUCGCUUCAAUGCAAGAACGUUAUGCGUCGUAG